AUGACGGAAAUGAGUGAGUACAAAAUUCGAGUGACUACUGUCGAUCAGAAAGUGGGAAUUUUCCAGGUUGCACGAGACAAAACAGUUUUGGAUCUGAAAAACAUUAUCGCUCCUACCUUUGAAGCACCCGUCGAUCGUCUCAAGCUGAUUUAUGCUGGAAGAGUUUUGCGAAACGAAACAAUUCUAUUUACUAUUCUGAAUGAUGUUACCGAUCUGGUAACUUUUCAUCUGGUUAUAAGCAUAAUCAGUAGCUUACCUCUGUCUUCAAGCGCUCCCACUGAGCAGAGUUUUUCGCAAUUGGCUCCAUUCCCUAGACAACAAGAAGCUCAUCCUCCUUCGUCUUCUUCUCUCUCCGUUCAGCCAUCACGAACGAUAACCAGUUUGAAUCCUGAAGAGCUCUCUCAGCGCGAGCGAGCUCAACAUUUAUUCUCAAAUUAUCAGCGCGUCGGAAGAACUGCUGGAAUUCACGGAAUGUUCCCAAAUAUGAUUCAGCGUAUUGAAAGCAGCGGACUAGUGCCAUCUGCCCCAUCUAUGCCACAAACCCAAGACAGUAUUCCAAACAAUUUACCUUCUCCUAAUGAAUCUUCUAUGAAUCCUUUUAUCCAGCUUUUAAGCUCUCAGCGACAAAUCCCCAUCCCCAACCCAACUACUACGACUACAACUUCCGUAACAUCUGUUCCCGAUCGCAACGUCACUAUGGUUGUUGCAUCAAGCGUACAGGGUCGAAAUGGUACACCACAUACAAGUCCUAUACCGAAUGGUAUAUCCACCCUUCCUUUUGGUCAAAAUAAUGGAGGAAACUCCCCCCAAAUACCCGCAAAUCAUGCUUCUCCCUCUCCUGAAAGCAAUACACAACGAUUGCCGACUGUUGACAAUCUUCUGCAUACUGAUCAUCUCCAUAGGCCUUCCUUUGUUGGUAACUUUUCUUCGCCACCCGUUUCAAGUAAUCCCCAGAGGCUACCUAAUGAAUUACCCGGACGUUUUUCAGUAAACUCCCAUCCACAUGCCGGUUCCCUAAAUUUGCCUUUUACAGGUGGUAAUUUAACUUCUACCGGUGGCUUUACUACAGAUGCUCCUCAGUUGCUUCCGAUAUACUAUCAAACUGUAUUUUAUAAUGGAUCUUACUAUUUACAGCAAAUGCCCUCUACCAAUACUUUCUCUCCUUUGCCAUUUCAUCCUGUGGGAUCGGGACUUCCCCCUGUUAUUUCACCUUAUGGUAUUAUGCAGAAUCAACAAACAGGCGAAUGCGCAUACUUAUUAUCCCCAAGUUCUGAACGUUCUUCUUUACAAGUGCAACCAAUGACUUUUCAGAAUCUGAGACGCUUCCAACUAUUUACAUCUAGUGUAUUAUCUCCUUUUACCCAUACCUUUGAAAAUAUAAGAAGACAUUUUCGUUUAUUUAUUCGUCUGGCUUUAUUCUGUGCCUUGGCUACUUAUAAUGACUCUUUACCGCAUACCAUGCUAUUAACGUCCAUUAUGGCUUUCGUUUUUCUUCUACAGGCUGGCGCACUUAGCCCGAUUAUUAAUGAAAAUCGAACACUGCAAACAGCUUUGGAAUAUGUUCGAAAUGUUCAGAACGAAUAUCGUCAACGUCGUAGUGGAAGCAACCCUGAGGUUAUUGAAGUUGCGAAUGCCCCGCCGAGUGAAAAUCAAGAAAACGUAACUUCAGAAACGCAGCGAAGAAGGACGGAUACAGAAUAUACUCGACUUCAAAGGUUUCUUAGAUCCGUAAGGGGUACCAUGAUUGCUUUUGCUUCAAGUUUUGUCCCAAGAAGCUAA
Schizosaccharomyces osmophilus is the source of this 1779-nucleotide messenger RNA. RefSeq names its product ER ubiquitin family protein. The record is from RefSeq and is a predicted model, not a curated record. The transcript has a single exon. Gene Ontology annotation, molecular function: polyubiquitin modification-dependent protein binding. Gene Ontology annotation, biological process: ubiquitin-dependent protein catabolic process. Lineage: Eukaryota; Fungi; Ascomycota; Schizosaccharomycetes; Schizosaccharomycetales; Schizosaccharomycetaceae. The coding region runs from base 1 to 1779 and encodes 592 amino acids. Gene Ontology annotation, cellular component: cytosol.